AAAGCUUCUUCUUCUUCUUCUUCUUCUUCUUCUUCUUCUUUAUUUUGUCUUUCUUAUUUGUUUUGCUUUUGAUUCCAAGCUCUACAAAAGUUUGAAGAAGAAAUAUAUAUAUAUAUAUAUAUAUAUAUGAAGAUGGAGAAGAGAAAGAAGAGAGAAGAAGAGAAGGAAAAAGAGGAGCAUGAACUUGAUCUUAGUGGCAUGUCUUUGUCUUCAUUUCCAAACACUUCACUUAAUCUAGCAUGCAUCACUAAGCUUGAUCUUUCCAAUAAUAAUCUUCAGAGCAUCCCGGAGUCGAUUAUAGCUCGAAUGUUAAAUUUAGUGGUGCUUGACUUACAUUCAAACCAGUUGCAUGUAUUACCAAAUUCCAUCGGAUGUCUUUUAAAGCUCAAAGUCCUUAACGUCUCUAGUAAUAUGCUUGAGUCUCUUCCAAAGAUGAUUGAGAAUUGCAGGGCUUUAGUGGAACUGGAUGCCAACUUCAACAAGCUAACAAACCUGCCAGAAGCCAUAGGCUUUGAACUAACAAAGCUUGAGAAGCUCUCAGUGAACUCCAACAAGCUCAUCUUCCUCCCAUUCUCCACCUCCCACCUCACCGGACUCCAGCACCUCGACGUUCACCUAAACUGUCUCCGGUCCCUCCCCGAUGAUCUCGAGAACCUCAUCAACCUAAAAACACUAAACAUCUCCCAAAACUUCCAUUUCCUCCACUCCCUCCCUUACUCCAUUGGCCUCUUAACUUCCCUCACUGAACUCAACAUAAGUUACAACUCCAUCUCCACACUUCCUAACUCUUUUGCAUGCUUGACAAACCUCACAAAGUUCAUGGCUGAAGGGAACCCUCUAGUGUGUCCUCCAAUGGAGGUUGUUAUUAAGGGAGUUGAUGAAGUUAGGGACUAUAUGAAUGCAAAGAUGAGUGAAGGGUUUAAGGUAGUAGGUGGGAAAGGGAAAAAGAUAAGGCCAUCAACAUCAUCAUCAACAACAACAACAAGAAGAAAAGGUUCUUGGUUGAAGAAGGUGGUGAGGUGUGGAGCUUUUGAUGGGAGGAUGGUUAAUAUGAAUGAAGGGUUGUUGAUCACGCCGGAGCAUGAGAUGAAGAAUGCUAGUUCUAAGAGUACUCCGGCGAGGCUAGCCGCUUUGUUGUCUCCACUACGUGUCUUCUCUCCCAAGAGUUAGUAGUAGUAGUACUAAUGAUUAAUUAGUGUGCAUGUUUCUCAAUAUAAGUAUAAAUAUAAAUGUGUGUAUGUAUGUAUGUAUGCUUGC
Molecule: messenger RNA, 1257 nt
Organism: Dioscorea cayenensis subsp. rotundata (Guinea yam)
Lineage: Eukaryota; Viridiplantae; Streptophyta; Magnoliopsida; Dioscoreales; Dioscoreaceae
Product: plant intracellular Ras-group-related LRR protein 1-like
Exons: 4
Coding region: 127-1170 (347 amino acids)
Molecular function (GO): protein binding
Source: RefSeq, a predicted model, not a curated record